UGCAGUAAUUUCUUUUAGUGCUUUUUAUUGGAGCACAGUUUGUUGUUGGGGGGCCGUCACCUGUGUUCUAUUUUCAAGAUGGCGGCCGAAAAAAAUGUUUUUGUUGUAGGAGUUGGAAUGACGAAGUUUGAGAAGCCGCAUACUCGCAAAUGGGACUAUCCAGAUAUGGCUCGGGAGGCUGGUGCAGCAGCACUGAAGGAUGCUGGGAUACCGUACAGCGCUGUCCAGGCGGUGGCGGCCAGUUACUGUUAUGGGGAGCCAGCAUCAGGACAGACUGCUGUUUAUGAGCUUGGCUUGAGUGGUGUUCCCGUUUUCAACACCAAUAACAACUGCUCAUCAGCAUCAACAGCCCUCAUGCUUGCUCGGCUCAUGAUCCUUAGUGGGCAGUAUGAGUGUGUUCUUGCUUUAGGGUUUGAGAAAAUGGACCGAGGAUUGACCGAGAGGUAUACAGAUCGAGUGUCUCCCCUUAAACGUCAUGUGGCCCACAUGGAGAGCUUGGGGGCCAAGCCUGAUCUAAUCAGUCCUCACCUGAAUAAAGUUACAUCUGAUGUUGUCAAGUUCUUCUCAUAUGCAGCUAAUGAACACAACAAAAAAUAUGGCACAACAUUCCGACAGUAUGCAAAAAUAUCACACAAGAACCACAAACAGAGUGUGCAUAAUCCCUAUGCAUGUAUACGAAGGGAAGUACCACUGAGCAAGGUGGAAAGUUCCCCCAUGCUGGCUGAUCAGAUCACGAUGCCUAUGUGCGCACCCACAGCAGAUGGAUCUGCGGCAGCUGUAGUCUGCUCAAGGGGUUUUAUGGAGUCACAUGGUCUGCAGAGCCAAGCAGUGGAGAUCAUAGCACAACAGAUGGCUACAGACAUGCCUUCAUCAUUUGGACGCAGCUAUAUGGAUCUGUCUGGCUAUGACAUGGCCAAAAAAGCGGCUGCUGAUUGCUAUCGCGUGUCAGGUCUGCAGGCUCAGGACGUGGAUGUGUUUGAAGUGCAUGAUUGCUUCUCGUGUAACGAGCUGUUCAUGUAUGAGGCUCUUGGUUUAUGUGGCGAAGGUAAAGGAGGCCAGCUCAUAGACGAAGCAAAAUGGCACACUAACAGUGCAGGUGGUGAGGUUUGCAAACUUGGGGGGAAAUGGGUAGUGAACCCCUCUGGAGGACUUGAAUCGAAAGGGCAUCCGAUUGGAGCCACAGGACUCGCGCAGUGUGCUGAGCUCAACUGGCAGCUUCGUGGUGUAGCCGGCAAGCGACAAGUAGAGGGUGCACGUGUCGCCAUGCAACAUAAUUAUGGCAUCGGUGGGGCUGCUGUGGUAACAAUGUACCGUGCGUAUAACAAAGGAUUGGUGUCCAAGUUAUAAGCUGGUGUCAAGAUUUUUAAAUAAAGCCCUAUCCUUGAAUAUAUAUUUAAUAGCCAUACUGACUGUUGAAAAGCAUAUGAUUUGUACGUGUUCACCUACUGUGAACGAAUUAAUAUAUCAAUCAUGGAGCUUUAUAUAAAACGAUCCUUGCCAACUUGAAGUGCCAGAGAGUCUAAAAACUACUGAAUUCCAGUUUUCAUUACAAGCUCCUGGUGACUUCAAGCCCCAUUCCUAACGGGCAACGCCCAUGGAGAACCCCGGGGAACGAGUUUUGUCAUCUCCGCGAUGACGACAUUCAAGUUCGCGUAAAUUGUUUCCGCGAGAACACCUACUAAAAACACCAAUAGAACGAUCCAGAAACUUGGAAAAAAAAACGAUACCAUGAUGCGAGGGCUAGAGUGAUCACAUGACAUCUCAGAUAUGGCCCACAUGUUUCGGACAAGAAGUGACUCGGACAGGCCGAAGCAGUAGAAGUCGACCACGCCCUGGUACCCCAUCCGGUGCACAGACCGCCUAAGGGUGAGAUGAGGAAGUACUUGAACUGCCCAGCGGGUGACGCCUUAACCUCUUUGGCUGCAAGGGAGGUCAUAACUACACCCUAACUAUAAGUAAAAUAUACUUCAAAGAGGUCUGAAACACUAAGGGACAGACUAUUCGAUAUUUAGUGGGGGAGUGGCUGAUCCCCCUCCACGCCCCCCCCCCCCUCCAAAAAAAAAGGUAGAGCAAGGCUCAAGCAUUUACUGGUAAAUAAAAUCGCCACAUCCUUAGAUCUUUAGGGGGGAACUAUCCGGAAAAAAAUCUAGCAAAAGGAAAAUAGUCACUCCCCUCGUCAAAUGUCAAAUGGUCCGACCCUAAAAAGGGUGCUAGUCUGCUCGUGACACGGAGUUUCUGAUAUGGUAUACGGCCAUUGUUGAUAUUCGUUUGGUCCGUCGCACGUGUCACUGCUCUCCUUGUAUUCUCUUUGAUCGCUACGGCGAUCUUCCGACUUCAGAUAACUAGAGAAACAAGAUAAUGGAAGCACUCCGAGUGUUGCCACGGUAACAAUGACGUCAUUGUUAUUGAAAAGGAAUUCCAGAGGCGUUCGGUAGUUUACAGUCUGCCAGUAUUUAUGUGAAUAUUUGUAUUACUUCAGUCCAAAGCGCUUCUGUAAUCCUCCCAGGAUAAUCUUAACUGAGGGGAUUGAUCACGAUAAUAACCUAAUGGCGGUUAGACUAGACAUAGAGGUGACUCUUUAUAUUGAAUAAAAAAAUUGGGAGCUCAGUCUUA
This is a messenger RNA of Nematostella vectensis (starlet sea anemone), 2613 nucleotides long. RefSeq names its product sterol carrier protein 2. Gene Ontology annotation, molecular function: acyltransferase activity, transferring groups other than amino-acyl groups. The record is from RefSeq and is a predicted model, not a curated record. Bases 79 to 1347 code for a protein of 422 amino acids. Lineage: Eukaryota; Metazoa; Cnidaria; Anthozoa; Actiniaria; Edwardsiidae. The transcript has 12 exons.